UAUCAGGAUCAGCUGCCGCAGGUCGAUCUGUCGCCGGUUGUAGUUGAGCGGGACUUGAACGGCGAUGAACCUGCCAACAGAGCCCCGGGUUGAAGAUGGACGCCGUGCACAGCAUCACGUCCAUGGUCAUCAGGGCAUCACACAGCACCGUGCUCAGGGACCACACACCUCCCUGGAACUGGAAAGAUCCUGGGGUCAGCAGAUGCCUUUAAAGUGACAGAGAACACCUCCGUGCCUGGCCGCCUCAGCCACUCCCAGUUCCUCCAGACAAGCAGCCCAAGGCCGAGCGCUCCUCCCAUGGCACGAUGCUCCCAGCACAGCAGUGGCACAGCAGUGGCACACAGGAGUCAGCCCCGUGCAGGAGCUCACAGUCUGCCCAGGGCUGGCUGGAGAACUGAGCCCACAGAGCGUCAGCACGGCCAGCUUGGUCAUCUUGGCCAGGGGCACAGCUCUGCACAGCCCGUGGCAGAGGACAGGCAGCAGGACAGGCAGCAGGACAGCAAUGGCUGAUGCUGGUACAGCCAGAGACUACUUGCAGCAAUUUGUUUCAUGGAGCGCUCAUCUCACCCAGAGAGAACCACUCAGCCUCAGGAGCUGCUGGCCCGGCCCGGGGCAGACGUCCCGGGGCACCUCCACUCGGUGUGUUUGCGGCUCGGACGGCGGGGCAGCCCCGGGACCCGCCCGUGGCCCCGGUGGCACUCGCAGAGCUGGGAGUGAUGCAAGGAAAUGCCUCCAAGCUGCUCCCCGCUGGCAGCAGCGUCACCAUCAGCUCAGGGCCUGGGCAGGGCUCACCUGCAGACACACAGAGACAGCCCCAUGCCCACAUGGCCUCGCACAGAACUUGGACUUACCCUGCAGAGCUCCAAGUGCUGAUUUUGGAGAGUCUGUCUGCAUCCUCCCUCUGGUGUUGGUCAGGAUAUGCAGCUUUGUGAUGAAACCCUCUCUUUUCCAAAAUGCAGUUUUCUGUCUUUACCUCCACCACAGAAAAAGGAGGAAGGCAGGUGUGUGGAUACGGCUCCUGUGUGGUCCUUGGGGAAAGAUUUCAGGAGAGGACAUGGUUUCCAUGAUGACAACUCUGUGGCAAGUCAUUAUUCCCAUGAUUGUCCUGUCCCACUUCUCAGCAUCUCUGCCAUCCCGGGAGAGUCCCCCCAGGAUUGAGCGACACGCUGACGGGCUCUUCCACAGUGAGCUCAGCAAGAUGAACGGCAACGCCUACGUGAGGCAGCUGGUCAAACACCUGGUGGGCCUCAAGGAGAGGUCCCAGAGGCACUCGGAUGGGCUGUUCACCAGCGAGUACAGCAAGAUGAGAGGGAACGCCCAGGUGCAGAAAUUCAUCCAGAACCUCAUGGGCCGCAAGCGCAGCUCUCCUGGCCCGGUCAACACAGAUGUGCAGGAGAGAGAGGGAGAGAACAGCCCUGCAGAGCUUUGCUUUCUCCGGUUGUACCAGAGCUUUCUGAACACCAGCCUCUCAGACAGAGAUGCCCAGGAAGCUGCUGCCAUCACCAGCCGGUACUUUUGCCCCAUCUCUAAGCCACUGGUUGCAGACAUGAAGGAAGAUACAGAUGGUUCUGCCUGAAGGUGAAGGGAAAAAAACAGCCAAGGAGACAGCUUUGCAUGUGUAUGGCCUUGAAAAUAAACAGGGAAGCACUUGAAUUUGCUUAGGAAAAACUCCUGAGAUUGGCAAAUAAAUAAAAAUAAUCGUGGUAAGCAGCCAAAACCUGAUGAGACCUCUUAGAUUACCCAAAGUGAAAUGUGUGUGGGUGUGACCUGCUGUCAGUAGAUGGAGCCUGGGUGAAGCACAUCCCUUCCAUUGUGUGUUGGCAUCUGGCUGCCUGCUGCUGCUCCCAAAUAAAGAUUGAUUAGCUAUGCCUGUGCCUUGGCUCCUCUUCGGGAAACUGGAAGAAGGGUGGUACCUUACCCUUGGAAUGCAGGGUCUGGGGAGGAGCACUGUGCCGGGAUCCCCUCACACCAGGCACAUUGGAAUGCUCACCAUCCAGCUGUGCACAGAGUCAGAAUCCACGGAGCAGGAACUCAGCCAGGUGUUAGAUUCUGUGGCAAAGAAAUGUUCUGAGAGCUACACAACAGAGAUACUCACCGUAAAUGUUGUUUCCGCUCCAUUCUGCCCCUGGAUUUGCUGGCCCAGCUUUCUCAGAGCCACUAAAAACAGAGCUCCAAGUGGAGGAAUUUGUUCCCACCACUUAACGAGGUUUACAUGCUGUUGACAUGCAGAUUCCCUCCUCUGAUAAAACAGCCACUCCAGCUUUCCUG
Messenger RNA from Neopelma chrysocephalum (saffron-crested tyrant-manakin), 2268 nucleotides. RefSeq lists its product as uncharacterized. Gene Ontology annotation, biological process: brain development; positive regulation of somatostatin secretion; negative regulation of gastrin-induced gastric acid secretion. The record is from RefSeq and is a predicted model, not a curated record. Gene Ontology annotation, cellular component: extracellular region. Gene Ontology annotation, molecular function: hormone activity. The coding region runs from base 503 to 1576 and encodes 357 amino acids. The transcript is spliced from 12 exons. NCBI's taxonomy places the organism in Eukaryota, Metazoa, Chordata, Aves, Passeriformes, Pipridae.